CAAGUGUGAAUUUGUGCGUUGCAGGCUGCCAGGUGGUCAGCAUGGGGAAGCUAAAUGUGGUUCUUCUUCGGUAUCUGUCCAGAGAUGACUUCAGAGUGCUGACCGCGGUGGAAAUGGGUAUGAAGAACCAUGAGAUAGUGCCGGCAAGUUUAAUAGCCUCUAUAGCCAGUCUCAAGCAUGGUGGUUGCAACAAAGUUUUGCGGGAGCUGGUAAAACACAAACUCGUUUCAUACGACCGCACAAAGACUGUUCAGGGUUACCGGCUAAUUUAUGGGGGCUAUGAUUACCUGGCACUUAAAGCUCUGUCUUCCCGGGAUGUCGUCACUUCAGUUGGAAACCAAAUGGGCGUUGGAAAAGAAUCAGAUAUCUACAUUGUUGCAAAUGAAGAGGAGGAGCAGUUUGCAUUAAAACUUCAUCGUCUUGGAAGAACUUCCUUUCGCAAUCUUAAAAAUAAGCGGGAUUAUCACAAGCAUCGGCACAAGAUGUCAUGGCUCUAUCUGUCACGCCUGGCUGCCAUGAAAGAGUUUGCGUAUAUGAAGGCUUUAUACGACAGAGGGUUCCCAGUUCCAAAACCAUACGACUACAACAGACAUGCACUUGUUAUGGAGCUUAUUAAUGGCUAUCCCUUGUGUCAGAUUCGUCAGUUAGAUGAUCCAGCGUCAAUGUACAGCGAGUUAAUGGAACUCAUUGUCAAGCUUGCUAAUCAUGGUCUGAUCCACGGUGACUUCAACGAGUUUAAUAUCAUGUUGGAUGAUGAGGACCAUGUCACUAUGAUUGAUUUCCCACAAAUGGUGUCUACAUCUCAUGCAAAUGCUGAGUGGUAUUUUGACAGAGAUGUGAAAUGUAUUCGAGAUUUCUUCCUGAAGCGAUUCAACUAUGAAAGUGAACUCUUUCCAACUUUCCAGGAUAUUCAGAAAGAAUGUUCUCUUGAUGUAGAGAUUGCAGCUAGUGGCUAUACCAAAGAAAUGCAGGAGGACGACGACCUCUUACAGCCAGAGGGCCCUGAUUAUGAGAAACUAAAGGUGGACAUUACUGAGCCACAAACAGAAGAUUUUCAGUUGGAACCUGAUGUCCGUGACGAUGGUGACAAUAGCUUAUCUGAAGCCGUACAUGGCAAUUACAUGACAGAAUCUGCAGCCACGUCUGAACCUGAAUACAGGAAUGACAAUUGUACAGACUUGUCAGAGUUUCACAGUGCUUUGGCAGAACUGGAAGAUGGCAAACCCGACUCCAUGACAGAAAACCCAGUCUCUGCCGAUGAUGAUAGCAGACUUGAAAAGUCAAGUUCAGAAGAUGUUGAAAGACAAGACAGUGAUGUUGAAGCUGAAAAUGGAGAUCAAUGUCCGGAUCUUGUAGAUCUUUCUGGAACAAAUAAAGAAUAUAGACCAUUCAGAGAUGAAGACAGUUUGCAGCACAUCAAUGCACAUAGAAACAGGACUACAAGUUUAACAUCCGUGGCUACAGGCGGGAGCUGUUCCACCAUCCCACCAGAGCUGGUGAAACAGAAGGUGAAGAGACAGUUAACAAAGCAGCAGAAAGCGUCUAUCAGAAGACGACUACAGAAAGGAGAAGCCAAUGUGUGCACUAAGCAGCGCAGAGAGAAUAUGUUUAAUAUUAAAUGCAGUGUGGACGCAGCCAGCUUUUGGGGAUAG
Messenger RNA from Nanorana parkeri, 1652 nucleotides. It is a transcript of the gene RIOK2, whose product is annotated as RIO kinase 2. Gene Ontology annotation, cellular component: preribosome, small subunit precursor; cytosol; nucleus. NCBI's taxonomy places the organism in Eukaryota, Metazoa, Chordata, Amphibia, Anura, Dicroglossidae. The transcript has 10 exons. Gene Ontology annotation, biological process: protein phosphorylation; maturation of SSU-rRNA. Gene Ontology annotation, molecular function: ATP binding; protein serine/threonine kinase activity. The record is from RefSeq and is a predicted model, not a curated record. The coding region runs from base 42 to 1652 and encodes 536 amino acids.